Dunckerocampus dactyliophorus (ringed pipefish) is the source of this 1625-nucleotide messenger RNA. Its product is annotated as protein lifeguard 1. The transcript has 6 exons. Lineage: Eukaryota; Metazoa; Chordata; Actinopteri; Syngnathiformes; Syngnathidae. Gene Ontology annotation, biological process: meiotic drive; negative regulation of apoptotic signaling pathway. Gene Ontology annotation, cellular component: Golgi apparatus; endoplasmic reticulum; membrane. The record is from RefSeq and is a predicted model, not a curated record. The coding region runs from base 26 to 907 and encodes 293 amino acids.
ACAAGAACACUUGGCACAAGAAAGAAUGUCUGAGCAAGCAGAGACGUUGGUCGAGCCCCCCUUUUUGGAUGUGUCCACAAUACCAACACCACCCCCUCCGCCGUACAAUGAAGAGGAGCAGCAGCAGCUGCCGCCCCCAUACUCCGAAGACCUGUCCGGAGACCCCGAGGCUAAAGGUGACACGGCGGAAUCCGAGUCCUCCCCUGAUACAAAAUCCGAGUCGGCGCCGGAAGUCGUCCCGCUUUAUGAGUCACCUGCUUUCCAGGACAAGGCAGUCAGGAGGGCAUUUGUUCGGAAGGUGUUCAGCAUCCUGACCCUCCAGCUGGUGUUCACCUUCACAGUGGUGUGUGUGUUCACCUUUUCCGACGUUAUCAAGAAGGUGGUACAGGCCAACCUGUGGGCCUACAUCACCUCCUUCUGCGUCUUUGCAGUGGUCGCCAUCACCCUCAGCUGCUGCAAGUCCUUCAGUCGCCGUCACCCCUGGAACAUUGUGGGCCUGGCCAUUGUCACUAUCAGCCUGUCAUAUGUGGUGGGAACCAUGGCCUCCUACCACAACACCAGAGCUGUGGUCAUCACCAUGGCGUCAACCUUGGUCAUCUCCUUCACCAUCAUCGCUUUCUCCGCACAGGCACGCUAUGAAUUGGGGAUUUGCCAUGGUCUCCUGCUGAUUCUGGGGGUGGACCUGUUGAUGUUUGGCGUGUUCAGCACUUUCUACUAUUCAUACAUCGCUGAAGUCUGCUACGGAUCUUUGGGCGCUCUGCUGUAUGCUUUGUUCCUGAUGCUAGACUGCCAGAUGAUGAUGGGACUGAUGGGCCACCGCCUGGAUCCCGAGGAGUAUGUCACCGCCGCUCUGAUGAUCUAUCUUGACAUCAUGCUCAUCUUCAUCUACCUGCUAGGGAGGCGGUGAAAGACUCAAAUCUCCCAUCUUGACCCACAGAGCCCUUUAUUUUUCUUUGUUUAAAAAUGGAUGAUUAGCAAUGCUCUUUUUACAGUCUGUUUCUGAAAUCCCAUUGCAUUACACAAUGAAUUAAGGCUAUGUCCACACUUACACUGGUGUUAUGAAAAACUAGUGGCUGCCAAACAGGUGUCGCCAUUUUAGGCAAUCAGAAGCCUGAAGAUUUGGGAGGAAAAAAGCAACACGCAGUUUUCCAAAUAAGUCCAUGUUCACUAACCUAAAAGACAUUAUAUACAGUACCUUAACAUAUCUUUGUAAGAAUAGCUGGGAUUGUGUGGACAUGGCCUUAAACUGUUUUCAAAUCAACAUUCUUGAACAAUAUUGAGCAGUAAGACACGUCAAAUAACCGACGUGAUGUUUGGAAUGACCUCAUGCUGUUUUAAUAAAAAAGCUCAAUUUGUAUAAGCGGCAUUAUUAGCUGAGUCAUCCGUCACCACAGUGAUGAGUAGUUGAACUUGAUGCGGAGCAGGUAGCGCAUGCGCGUUUGGGCUGGGUUGUAGACGAUGAACUCGUUGUAGAGGAGCGAGUAACCACUCCCCCUGCCCGCCACCGCCGCAGUCUUCACGCCCGGACCCAUCGGCACCGUCACUCCAUUCCUGGGAGACAGACAAAUGAAAGCAGGGACACUUUAAAUUGUGCAUUUGCAGGUUAAUGUAGUGGGUUGAAAUGU